CUCUCUCUCACAUCUUUAAAAAGAAGACAUUUUCACCACUAUAUACUCACUUUUCUACUCUGUGCUUCACUUCACCACACUUCUCCAUUUCAAGAAUUGCUUCUCUCACUUCCACACUCUGUUUCUUGAUCUCCCCAAGAUAACAUGGGAUUCUCAGCUGGUAAAAGAAAAUCAAGAGAUGAAGCAGUCACCUUAUCUGACCUCAACGACGACGUUUUGGAGAGAGUCCUCUCACGCCUACCAACCUCCUCUUACUUCCGCAUGACCUCCGUCUGCAAGAGAUGGAAGUCCACCCAAACCUCAACAACCUUCAAGCUCGCCUGCUCUCAAGUCCCUUAUCGAGAUCCUUGGUUCUUCAUGAUCGCUAAAGACUCCACCUCUUCCUCUUCUUUCGUUUACGACUCCACAGAAAACAGCUGGAGAAACCUCAGCCGUCCCCUCCUCCACCACCGUCGUGAUCUCUUCAGCCCCGUAGCUUCCUCCGGCGGCUUGCUCUGCUUCCGCUCCUCUGUCUCCGGCCACUUCCUCCUCCGUAACCCCCUCACAGGAUCCUCCAUUGACCUUCCUUGUCAAGAUGAUAACAAACCUCUCCAAGCUGUAGCCAUGACCACCAGCUACAAGCUUGUUACAAUCUCCGGCGAAGUCCCAAAUCUCUGUUUCAAGUUCUACGAGUCAAGUUCUUGUUCAUGGAGCAAAGAGUUUGAGUUAGUGAAGAAGAACGAUGAGUACAAUGAUGAUGAUGAUGAUGAUGAUACAGAAACAGUUUACUUUCUUAGCAAGUCAGGAAACGUCGUCGUAGCGAGUAACACUCUUCUUCGAAGCCAUUCGAAGCAGUACUCUUCCGUUAUAACCGUUAAAGACAAUGUGGAAACCGUUUACUUUCUCAGCUCUCACGGAACCAUCAUAGCGUGUGACCUCGCCAAAAGAAGCUUCACGCAGCUUCCCAAGCUUCUUCCUCCGUUUCUUGAGUACUCCAUCGACUUGGUGGAGUGUAACGGAACCAUGUUUGUGGUCCUUCUCUCUGAGUUUUACGAAAGCGCCAGCUUGAGGAUCUGGAAGCUGGAGGACAUGAGCUGGGUUCAUGUCGGGAUGUUGCCUCCUGCUAUGUCUCAUGAGUUGUACGGGAGAAAGGGGGACAUAAACUGCGUUGGAGGAGCUGGUGGAAACAAGAUACUUGUGUGCUUUAAUGCGGAUCUUCCUGAGGUGUGUUGUAGAUACUUUGUGUAUGAUUUGGUUGGAGAAGAGUGGAGUGAGUUGCCGAGAUGUUUCAGUGGUGGAGAAGCUGUGGAGUUUGUUUCAGCACUUUCUUUCCAGCCUAGGAUUGAAGCAACAGUUUGAUGUUUUGCUUUUUGUUUUUUUUUUAUGGAUUAGGUUUAAGUGAUUGUUUUGUUUGUGUAUUCUUUUUGAGUAUAAUGUGAUGUAACU
Molecule: messenger RNA, 1425 nt
Organism: Brassica oleracea var. oleracea
Lineage: Eukaryota; Viridiplantae; Streptophyta; Magnoliopsida; Brassicales; Brassicaceae
Product: F-box only protein 13-like
Exons: 1
Coding region: 145-1338 (397 amino acids)
Molecular function (GO): protein binding
Source: RefSeq, a predicted model, not a curated record